Messenger RNA from Selaginella moellendorffii, 2918 nucleotides. Its product is annotated as N-terminal acetyltransferase A complex auxiliary subunit NAA15. Gene Ontology annotation, biological process: N-terminal peptidyl-methionine acetylation. Gene Ontology annotation, cellular component: cytoplasm. NCBI's taxonomy places the organism in Eukaryota, Viridiplantae, Streptophyta, Lycopodiopsida, Selaginellales, Selaginellaceae. The record is from RefSeq and is a predicted model, not a curated record. The coding region runs from base 128 to 2758 and encodes 876 amino acids. The transcript has 25 exons. Gene Ontology annotation, molecular function: protein binding; protein-N-terminal amino-acid acetyltransferase activity.
UCUCAGUAGCUAGGGUUUUUUCCUAAGCCGUGCCGGCGUGAGGCGACGGCGUGUCUUUCUACUGCUAUUUGCUGCUGCUCGCUGCGCAAAAUUAUAGGCGCGCGAGCGUCGACCGGUGGAGCGCGCAAUGGGAACGUCAUUGCCUCCCAAGGAGGCAAAUCUCUUCAAGCUCAUUGUCAAAUCCUAUGAGACGAAGCAGUACAAGAAAGGCCUCAAGGCAGCUGACCAGAUUCUCAAAAAAUUUCCGGAGCAUGGAGAGACUUUGGCGAUGAAAGGAUUGACGCUAAAUUGUAUGGAUCGAAAGACCGAGGCUUACGAGCUGGUUCGCAAAGGAUUGAAGAACGAUGUGAAGAGCCAUGUUUGCUGGCAUGUCUAUGGCCUUCUCUACCGCUCCGACAGGGAAUACCGCGAAGCUAUAAAAUGCUACCGCAAUGCGCUUAGAAUAGAUCCGGAGAACAAGCCCAUUCAGAUACUCAGGGAUCUGUCUCUGCUGCAAGUGCAAAUGAGGGACCUCGACGGCUUUGUGGAAACAAGGAGGCAGCUGCUAACUUUAAAGCCUAACCAUCGGAACAACUGGAUAUGUUUCGCCAUUGCGCAGCAUUUAAACAGCCGAGCCGAUAUUGCUGUCGAGAUUCUUCAGGCUUAUGAAGGGACGCUUGAAGAAGAUUUUCCUCCGGAUAACGAGCGUUAUGAGCAUAGCGAAAUGCUUUUGUACAAGGUGUCUCUUUUGGAAGAAUCAGGAGCAUUAGAAAAAGCGUUGGAAGAGUUGAGAAAUAAGCAGGCUAAAAUUGUUGAUAAGCUUGGCGUAAAGGAGGUGACGGCUGGUUUGUUAUUGAAGCUGAAUCGUUUUGAAGAAGCCGAGAAAGGGUACAGGAACUUGAUUGAAAUCUGUCCUGACAAUACUACGUACCACGAAAGCCUGCAAAAAUGUAUUGGCAUAUCGCAACAUGAUGCGCGGACGGAGGAGGACACUGCGAAGCUCGUUCUGCUCUACGACGAUCUUAGGACAAAGCAUCCAGAUUCUGCUGUUGCCAAGCGCAUGCCAUUGGAUUUUUUGGAGGGAGAUUCGUUCCGCAGAGCACUAGACAAGUAUAUUAGACCAUUUCUAAGAAAGGGAGUACCAUCGCUAUUUUCAGCACUGCGUCCUCUUUAUUCUUCUUCAAGCCGGGCAAUCAUUCUAGAGGAGGUCAUUUUGGAGUUUGAAGAUUCUUUGAGAAAAACUGGAUGUUUUCCCUCGAGCACUGAGAAAGAACCUCCGUCUGCUUUCAUGUGGAUACUUUAUCUGUUGGCGCAGCAUUUUGACCGUAAAAGGGACGUUGAACGCGCCGUGGAGAAGAUAGACGAGGCGAUCAAGCAUACGCCUACGGCAAUUGACUUAUAUCUUGUGAAGGGAAGGAUAUUAAAGCAUGCCGGUGAUCCCGUUGCUGCGGCAUCCUUAGCUGACGAGGCAAGGACAAUGGACCUUGCUGACAGAUUUGUAAAUAGCGAAUGCGUGAAGCGCAUGUUGCAAGCCGACCAGGUUGAACUUGCCGAGAAAACUGCCGCGCUCUUCACCAAGGAUGGCGAUCAACACAACAAUCUGUAUGACAUGCAGUGCAUGUGGUACGAGCUGGCAUCCGGAGACAGUCAUUUUCGACAAGGAGCUUUAGGCAAAGCUUUGAAAAAGUUUGUGGCCGUGGAGAAGCAUUACAAUGAUAUGACGGAGGACCAGUUUGACUUCCACACGUACUGUCUUCGUAAAAUGACUUUGCGCGCAUACGUUCAUAUGCUGAGAUUUCAAGACCGUCUGCACUCGUUUCCCUUUUUCUACCGAGCUGCUUGCAGCGCCAUCAGGUGCUAUUUAUGUAUAUAUGAUUCGCCACCAAAGACCGCGGUGGAGGAAGAAGAAGCAGUCAAUGCUGGAUUGACUCCUUCAGAACGGAAGAAGCUGCGUCAAAAGAGCAGAAAAGCAGAAGCUCGAGCUAAAAAGGAAGCAGAGAAGGCCAAGGAGGAAGAGAAGGCGUCGAAUGCCAGCAAAGGUGCAAAGAAAGGAACCCAGGCGCCGAAACCUUUUGAUAACGAUCCCGACGGCGAGCAGCUUGUUCAUGUGGAAGAUCCCCUGGGCGAGGCAUUGAAGUAUUUGAAACUCUUGCAAAUGCACUCACCGGACUCGCUUGAAACACAUCUUCUUGCUUUUGAGAUUUACAUGCGUCGGCAAAAAGUUCUCCUGGCAUUCCAGGCUAUCAAGAGGCUCAUCAGAGUGAACAGUGACCAUCCUGACAUUCAUCACUGCCUGUGUCGUUUUUAUAACAUGGUGGACAACAAGCCAGAACCUGAUUCUACGGACAAGCUUGUUUGGGAAGUGGUCGCUGCGGAGCGAUCUUUGCUAAGGGAUUUUGGGGACAGAACUCUGUUAGAGAUAAAUAAGGACUUCUUGGACUGUCAUACUGAUUCGCUGCUACAUAGAGUCGUCGCGGCCGAGGUCCUCCAACUACUAUCUCCUGGCGAAAAAGAUGCCUCCGUAAAAAUUGUUUUGGAUUCAAGUGGCGAAGAGAAAUGGGAGCUCAAGCAAUGCAUGACGGUGCACAAGAAGCUACAAUCAGUGCUUGAUGAUCCAGAUGCCGCUGAGAGAUGGCGCGCUCGCUGCGCGCAGCUCUUUCCUUACUCGACAUACUUCAAAGGAUUGAAGUCUUCUUCCAUGACUGGCUCGGUGGAAUCGGGUACAGUGGCGGUAGAUAGAGGGAUUGAUACCCACGACGCGGUGAAUUCAACAUCUUGAGCUUAGCAAGGGUGGUCUCAACACUAAUUUUUGAUUUUUCCGAUGAAAUAAUAGGAGCAGCACCUAGCAAGAAGACAACAGACGUAUUUUUGUUCCGGGUACAACUUUUUGUUUGUUACAUGCAUUGGCAAUCAAUUUUUCCUUUGUCUCGUUAAGAUCA